Trichoplusia ni (cabbage looper) is the source of this 1796-nucleotide messenger RNA. Its product is annotated as homeobox protein Hox-D3-like. Gene Ontology annotation, cellular component: nucleus. Bases 348 to 1604 code for a protein of 418 amino acids. Gene Ontology annotation, molecular function: DNA-binding transcription factor activity, RNA polymerase II-specific; RNA polymerase II cis-regulatory region sequence-specific DNA binding. Gene Ontology annotation, biological process: cell differentiation; regulation of transcription by RNA polymerase II. Lineage: Eukaryota; Metazoa; Arthropoda; Insecta; Lepidoptera; Noctuidae. The transcript is spliced from 2 exons. The record is from RefSeq and is a predicted model, not a curated record.
AUCCCCUCACACUUUUUUAAUAACAAUAUUCAAGUCAUUAGCAAAAUCAAAGGGCAUCUCAACAUCGAAAUGAAAUCAUCCGCUUUAUUUACACUCCGUAGUAAACACAGCCAUCCACGAGGAAAGAGGGCAGCGAUACAAUCGAUCCACAUGAGUUAAAGAGGGAUAGCUGUAACCCCAUAGCCCCGCCCACAACACACUAGUCAUCGUGGAUUGGCUUCGGCCGCCAAUCUAUACACCAUCAGUCUUCCCUCGCUUGCCUUUUAAACCACAACUUAAUUACCACUCGGCAGUAAAACAAUUAGUUAGAAAACAAAAGUGACUAAUGAAGUGAGAGUGAAAGAAAUAUGGAGAGUUACGAACAAAACAACGAAGUUUCAACAUCCUAUAACAAUAAUAGCAUGAAACACAAUUACAACGACUGCAAAAACGACUUCUAUCAAUACGUGGACAUCACUUACUUGGAUAAGGAGAAACAGAUUGAAAAUAAGGAUUAUUACGAUCAGAAAAACUUUAGAGUGAAGCUAGAAGAUGGGCAGAUCAACCAGAAUCUAACGACGCCGUUUUCUGUGAAGGAUAUACUCAAUAUAAAUCAGCCGAACUUUAAUUUCGAGAGAAACGAAGCUUGGAAGUACACCGAGAGGGACCGAAGAGGUUACGACUACGAACCGGUGUACCAAGGGCAGGCAUACUGUCCACCGGAGUACCUCGCGCAAGUAUACCCUAACGUUCCGGUCCCGUCGAACAUUGAACCUUAUUGGAACCAGGAUGUGUAUCACGAGAAUAAAAUAGACGAGUACUACAGCUACAACCCUUACUGCCAUAACUUCUAUCAUCAGAACUAUGAACAGUAUAGUGAAGUGGCCCCUGGACCCCACCUACCUGCUGAACCUUCGUUGAAAGAUGAUGGUACGGUUAAAGAUGUAUCUAUUCCUAAUUCAUUGCCUGGACAGAAAAGAGUUGCUGGGAAGAUUUGUUCGCCGAUGACAAAUGAGAUUGUUGUUGAUAAUGGUUCGACGAUUUGUAGAAAGAAUUCAAAAACGCCAACCUGUGAAAACAAACAAGAAAGAAAAGACAAGAGCGCGAAAAGAAAACCAAGGAUCCUGUUCUCGCAAACUCAAGUCCACGCCUUGGAGGUCCGCUUCAGAAACCAGCGGUACUUAACAGCACCGGAGAGAGAGCAACUAGCCGUGACCCUGAACCUGUCUCCAACACAAGUGAAGAUCUGGUUCCAAAACCGAAGGUACAAGAGCAAACGGAUAAAGUCCCCAGAGGUAUCCACAUCUACUGACGCGAAACCAAGUAAAACUUUGAAUGGAAGAAAGAUGUUUAAAGCAGAAACAAAGGAUGCUCAAUCAGCCCCAAGUUACGAAGGUUAUAAGGAUCGGUGUGAUCACGAAAAGCCGUUUGCGAACGACCUGAGUUCUUCUCUAUACUUCGACGAUAGCUUAGCUUAUGAUCAGUCAGACAAGUAUUAUACCAAACAGCUACAUACUGUAGGCACAACUUCAGAUGUACUUUAUCCUACUGAAAAUGUAAUUUCAAACAUUUGUAGUGAUGAACCGGAAAUGAAAAAGUAUUUUCCUUUGAACUAUGUUUGUUGAUGUUUUUAAACUGACUGCGCCCUUUAGACUGAUUUCCAAAGAGUAUUAUAUUUUUAGUAUUAAUUUUUGUUAUUGUCUAGUUUUAAGUGUGCAUGCCUGUGCAAUGAGGUAUUAAAAUGCUAUGCCAAAGUAUUUUAGGUUAUUAACUGUUUUGUAAAUAAAAUUAUCUACUUUAUUUGUGUUCUUUUUAUU